This is a messenger RNA of Octopus sinensis (East Asian common octopus), 1818 nucleotides long. RefSeq names its product adenylosuccinate synthetase isozyme 2. The transcript is spliced from 13 exons. Lineage: Eukaryota; Metazoa; Mollusca; Cephalopoda; Octopoda; Octopodidae. Bases 46 to 1467 code for a protein of 473 amino acids. The record is from RefSeq and is a predicted model, not a curated record. Gene Ontology annotation, molecular function: GTP binding; adenylosuccinate synthase activity. Gene Ontology annotation, cellular component: cytoplasm. Gene Ontology annotation, biological process: 'de novo' AMP biosynthetic process; IMP metabolic process.
CCGCCAUAUCUAACGAGCUACGCAUGCGCGCCGUUUAAGUCAGUCAUGGAGCUAGAUAGAGCUAAGGUGAACUCGAGCUUUAAUAAGGUAGCGGACACGAACGGAGGGACAUCACAAGCAGCCGAGUUCAAUGGAGACGUAGAUUGCCUACAGCAGCAGCAGACGAAGACUAAGAAACCGAAGAUGACCAACGACGAUCUGGUCACUGUUGUUGUAGGAACGCAAUGGGGAGACGAAGGAAAGGGAAAAGUGGUCGACAUCCUUGCUACGUCGGCCGAUGUGGUGUGUCGUUGCCAGGGUGGAAAUAACGCAGGCCACACCGUAGUUGUUGAUGAUGUCGUUUAUGAUUUCCAUCUGUUGCCAAGUGGAAUAAUUCAUCCAACAUGUGAUGUCAUUAUAGGUAAUGGCGUUGUUGUUAACCUGCCUGAAUUAUUCCAUGAAAUUGAGAAAAAUGCUGCUAAGGGCCUUACAAACUGGCAGAAUCGUUUGAAGAUUUCAAACCGAGCUCAUCUGGUGUUUGAUCUCCACAUGAAGUUGGAUGGGGUGCAAGAAAUGAAAAGAGGAAGAAAUUCAAUUGGAACCACUAAGAAAGGAAUCGGUCCAACAUAUGCCUCUAAGGCAACAAGGAAUGGUCUGCGUAUGUGUGAUCUUGUUGGUGAUUUUAACCUAUUUACAGAAAGAUUCAAGAAUCUCAUUGACUAUCACAACACCUCAUGUCCGGAGCUGGCUUUGAAUGUGGAAGAGGAGCUGGAAAAAUACAAGUUGUUACGAGAAAAGGUGAAACCUUUUGUGGUAGACUCUGUCCUCUACUUGAAUAAUGCCAUUAAAAAUGGACGCAAGAUUCUUAUUGAAGGUGCUCAAUCAACUAUGUUAGAUAUAGACUUUGGUCCCUAUCCAUAUGUGACCAGCUCUAAUUGUAGUGUCGGUGGUGUGUGUACUGGACUUGGUAUCCCACCUCGUAACAUUGGCAAUGUCUACGGAGUGGUGAAAGCAUACUUGACUCGAGUUGGUGCUGGAGGAUUUCCUACAGAGUUAUUAGAUGACCUGGGUGACUUGUUGCAAAAACGUGGUGCUGAGUUUGGUGUGACCACUGGAAGGAGGCGCCGAAUUGGCUGGAUAGACAUGGUUAUGCUCCGAUAUUCUCACAUGAUCAAUGGAUUCUCAGCUGUUGCUAUUACUAAAUUGGAUAUUCUUGAUGUUCUGAAGGAAGUCAAAAUCGGAAUAACUUACAAACUUGAUGGUAAACCCAUAGAGUCUAUACCAGCAUCUGAUGAAGACCUGAAGCGUGUAGAAGUAGAAUAUUUGACAUUACCGGGAUGGUUAACUUCGACGGAAAAUGUUCGCAAGUUUGAAGAUCUUCCUGAAAAUGCACAAAAAUAUGUCCGUAAGAUUGAAGAACUGUUAAAUGUACCAGUGAAAUGGAUUGGAGUAGGCCAAGCCCGUUCUUCCAUCAUCCAAGUAUUUUAAAAGAAGGAAGACCUGUCGCUGUUCUGCCAUCUUCCCGGAUGGUAGUGAGACAUCAAAGACCCUACUACUGCUGCAGUUCAUGGGGGCUCUUCACGGAGAGCCCGCAUCUUGUAAUUGUCUUUCAUUUAUGUUGGGAUGAAGAAACUUAAAGAAGUUAAUAAUAAUAAUAAUUAUUAUUAUUAUUAUUAUUAUUUCUACAUUUUUCUCAGUCAUGGUGGAAACUUUAACAAUAGAACAACAUAGUUUUCCUUAUAUUUUAGAAAAGAUUUAAAGAAAUAAAUUUAAAAAAAACACCAUUGUUUCUUAUAAUCCUGCCAUUGUAAAAACAAAGGAUAUUCUCCUAACGGUAUU